Parascedosporium putredinis is the source of this 1857-nucleotide messenger RNA. The record is from the annotation of a GenBank genome assembly. Lineage: Eukaryota; Fungi; Ascomycota; Sordariomycetes; Microascales; Microascaceae.
AUGCCACUUGCCACAGACCCCGCCGAUACGAUUCGCAUCUUGGUAGCGACCGAUAACCAUGUCGGGUACGAGGAGCGCGACCCCAUCCGAAAGGAUGAUAGCUGGAAGACGUUUGACGAGAUUAUGAACUUGGCUCGCACUCAAGAUGUCGACAUGGUCCUCCUUGGCGGCGACCUCUUCCACGACAACAAACCCUCCCGCAAGUCCAUGUACCAAGUGAUGCGCAGCCUCCGCAAGAACUGCCUGGGCCCCCGACCCUGCGAGCUCGAGUUCCUCAGCGACGCCAGCGAUAACUUUGAAGGCGCCUUCAACCACGUCAACUACGAGGACCCCGACAUCAACAUCUCCAUACCCGUCUUCUCCAUCCACGGCAACCACGACGACCCCAGCGGCGAGGGCCACUUUUGCUCCCUCGACCUGCUGCAGGUCGCCGGCCUCGUCAACUACUUUGGCCGCAUCCCCGAGGCCGACAACAUCGAGGCCAAGCCCAUCCUCCUCCAAAAGGGCCGCACGAGGCUCGCCCUGUACGGCCUCGGCAACGUGCGCGACGAGCGCAUGUUUCGCACCUUUCGCGACCACAAGGUCAAGUGGUUCCGCCCCAACGUCGAGGCCGCCGACUGGUUCAACCUCUUGACCGUCCACCAGAACCACCACGCCUACACCGCCACCUCGUACCUGCCCGAAAACGUCCUUCCGGACUGGAUGAACCUCGUCCCGGGCUCCUCCGUCGCCACGUCUUUGGUGCCCGGCGAGGCCGUGCCCAAGCACGUCGCGGUGCUCAACGUCACCGGUAGGGAGUUCACCGUCGAGAAGCUCCGCCUCAAGAGCGUGCGGCCCUUUAUCACGAGGGACCUCGACAACAGGCAAGAAGUCACGAGACGCCUCAUGGAGGUCGUGGACGAGAUGAUUGAGGAGGCCACCGCUGAGUGGCUCGAGAUCCACGAAGGCGCAGAGGACACAGAGGCUCCCUUACCCCUCGUCCGGCUCAAAGUCGAGUACACCGCGAGCGAGGGCGGCAAGUUUGACUGCGAGAACCCGCAGCGCUUUUCCAACAGCAGUUCAAAACGCAAGGACGCCGCCGCCGAGCUACCAGAAGGCGCCCUCGAGGACCUAGGCCCGGACAGCAUCAAAGUCGACCGCCUCGUGCACGAAUUCCUCGCCGCGCAGUCCCUCAAGAUAUUGCCCCAAGCCCCCUUUGGCGACGCCGUCAACCAGUUCGUGACCAAGGACGACAAGCACGCCAUGGAGACCUUUGUCAGCGAGUCCCUGGCCAGCCAAGUCCGCCAGAUGCUCGACCUCGACUCGGACGAGGAGGACCUCGAAAACGCCAUGGAGACGUACCGUGCCCGCCUCGAGGAGCAGUUCGCCGCCGGCGCCCUGCGCGUUGGCUCCCGCCGCCUCCGGCCCAAGCCCGACACCUGGGACUCGGACCUCGACGGCCACUGGGACCAGCAGCCCGACGCCUACGAGGACCUCGCCAACACCCAGGCCACCACCACCACCGCGUCCCGCGCCGCCGCCGGAACCCGCGGCUCCAGAACACAAGCCACCGCGCGUUCCUCCCGCCAAGACGAGGACAUGCUAGACGACGAUGACGACGACGACGACGAUGCCGGACCCCGCCGCCCGCCCGUCGCGCUCCCGCCCGAGGCAGGGCCACAGCAUCCUCCCGCGCCGCCAAAGCCCCGCCACACGAAAACCCGCUCGGCCGUCGGCCGCGCCUCCCGCCAGACCAAGCUCAACUUUUCCCAGACCGGCGCCUCCCAGCAGACCGCGCUCGAGAUCUCCGACGACGAAAUCUCCGACGACGACGCCUUUGAGCCGCCGACCAAGACGACGAGGGCGAGGCGGAGGUGA